This is a messenger RNA of Prunus armeniaca (apricot), 183 nucleotides long. The record is from the annotation of a GenBank genome assembly. Lineage: Eukaryota; Viridiplantae; Streptophyta; Magnoliopsida; Rosales; Rosaceae.
AUGAGAGUCCGAGUUGAGAGGAGCAGCAUCGAGAGGUCGGGCAAGAGGUUGACCACUCCUUCCAUACUUGUAGAGUUCGAGCUCACAUCCCCCAAGAACCAAGGAAGUAUGUCACCAGAGAAGAGAGUGAGGAACCCGGGUUCUAGGCUCAUUGAGUCCUUGAGGAAAGCUCUUGAGGAAUAG